This is a messenger RNA of Podospora anserina S mat+, 531 nucleotides long. RefSeq lists its product as uncharacterized. The annotation marks the transcript as partial. The transcript has a single exon. Lineage: Eukaryota; Fungi; Ascomycota; Sordariomycetes; Sordariales; Podosporaceae. The record is from RefSeq and is a predicted model, not a curated record.
ACCGCCAUCAACCUCUCUCCCCUCCCGCACAUCGUCACAUCACCCCAUCACACCAUCACAAUCAGCAAACCUCGAACACACACUCUCAACCAUCACCCACGCCAUAUCCACCACCCUCACCCACUUUGGCGCCUUGGACAUCGUAAUCAACAACGCGAGGCUACCUCCUCACCGGGGACAGCGAGUCCAUCCUCCUCUCCCGCGCCACCUCUCCCUUACCCAAGACCAAUUCCAGACAAACUUCUGGGGUCCACAGCCUUACUAACCUUACAUGCGGUUCGACACGUGCGGCAGUCUGGUGGUAAAAGGGGAGGGGGGGUGAUUUUGAAUAUAACCUCCAUCGGCGGCCGGCUUACCGCCCCUGGCAGCGCGUUUUAUCACGCGAGUAAAUUUGCUCUUGAGGGGUUUACAGAGAAUGUGAGAAAAGAGUUGAGGCCUGAGUGGAAUGUGAAAAUGGGGGUUGUUGAGAUGAAGGGAAUACAUUUCUUGGAAUCUCCGCUCGAUGGGUUCGGUGGUAGUUUAGUGUACUAG